This is a messenger RNA of Paramecium sonneborni, 4140 nucleotides long. Lineage: Eukaryota; Ciliophora; Oligohymenophorea; Peniculida; Parameciidae. The record is from the annotation of a GenBank genome assembly.
AUGAAAAGUUUAGAAAAUUAAUAUAAGCAAGAGUAUCCAAAUUUGAUUGCAUGUUUGGUAAGAAACACUUAUCAAUUACCUUUAAUAAAAGCUGAUUUGUAAGACAAAAUUGAUGAAUAGUUUGAUUAAGUAAAAAUAGAAAAUGAAUUUACAAUUGAUACAAAUUUACAUAUAGAAUAAGCAGAAAUAUUUAAAUGCUUUAAUCCUGAAGCUCUAAAUGAAGCUUUAUUUAAGAAUGCCGCAAUUCUUAAAAAAUUUGGAAGAAUAAGAUCAUUAACAUCUAGAGGAUAAUAUUUAGCAGUAGGAAGUAAUUUAGGAGCAGUACUUAAUUUUUAUAUUGGGUCAGAUCCUCCAAAUAAAUCAUAUAUUGAAAUGAAGAGUUAAUUACUUUAUGCAGCUGAUAUAUGUUAAACAGAACAUGGUAGUGUAAAUUAAUUAAGUUUUAAUUUAUCAUAAUCAUAACUUGCUGUUGGUUUUGAUAAUGGUAUUAUUGGAAUAUAUGAUUUAAUAAAUAUGAAACAUUUAAAAUGGGUCAAAGUACAUUAAAUAAGAAUAGUUUCAUUAUAAUAUGUUAAUGAACAUACAUUUGUUUCAGGAGAUGAAUAAGGCAACUGUUUUUUAACUAGAUGUGCUAAAGGAAGAAUAUUUUAUGAUUUAGAUUCCUAAUUCAUUAUUAAAUCAUAACCUAUGUCUAUUAUUAGAUCUAUUCCUAUUAAAUGUAAAACAUUAUUUCAUUAUCCUGAAUAUACUAUUCUUGCUUUAGGAAAUGGAUAUAAAUGUUGGGUAUUAAGAAUUUAAGAUUCAAAUGUUACUUAAUUUACUAUUUUAGCUGAUUUUUUAAAUGAUGCUCCUGAAAAUAAUUAAUGUGUUCUAGAAUGGGACAUUCUUAAAAUUGAUGAUAAGGAUCAUUUAGUUUUAGGUAUCUCUUGGACCAAUUAAACUAAAUCUUUUUUAUUUUAAGGAACUGAAUAUGUAGAAGGUAAAAUUAGAGCUAAUUUUUAAUUACAUAAACAAAUCAAAAUGUCUGCAAAUGUAAUAUAUUAUUAUUAUGUUAGUUUAUUUAUAUGAAUUCGAUUUACAAUGACUUAGUCUUAUUAUUAAAUGAAAAAGGAACUGUAUAUACAAGCAAUUUUUCAAAUUAUAAAUCUCAAAAAAUUAUGUAAAUGGAGGAAUUUGAACCUUUACCACUUAUGUAUUGGAAAGAUAAUAAAUAUGAGAGUCAAUUUAAUGUUUGUAUAUCUAAUAAUGAAAUUCUAUAAGAAAUAUAUAUAUUAACUAGUUAAAAUGUUACAGUUUUAAAAUAUUAUAAAUUUGAAGAUAAAAUAAGGCAUUUUAUGGAAAAUUAAUAAUUUUUAUUAUGCUUUUAAUUAAUAUUAUGCAUACAUAAAAAAGUGUUUAUGGAAUUUGAUAGAUAAAAGUUAAUGCAAUUUGUUUAAUAAAUAAUUGAUUUAUAUUGCAAACAAAUAGCUAGAUUAUAAGUAAGUGGUAAAAUAGAGGAAGCAAAAAAGAGAGGAAUAUCUUUAGUAUAAUUCAUUUUAGAUAUAGAAAGUGAAUAAAAUUUAAAUUCAAUUUGUGAUUUAUUAUCAAAAACAAUAAAUGAUGAAUCAAAAUUUUUUUUAAGUAUUGUUGAACCUUUUAUCAUCAAUAAAUAAUUUAAGUAUAUUCCAGAUGAAAUUUUAUUAAAAUUAAUUUCUUUAUUAAAAGGUUAGAAAGGAAAGAUUUAUUUAUUACUUAAUUAAUUAGAUCUUAAAAGAGUGAAUUAUUCAAUAUAUUUACAAGCUUGUUUGGAAAGUUAAUUAUUUUCUCCAAUGAUUUAUUUAUGUACUCAUUCAACAAAGAAUGAAUUUUUAACACCUUUAUUUUAGAUAUGGAAUUAUAGUAUAAAGUAAUCACAAUUAGAAAAUUUUGAGGAAGAAAUAAUAAGUGUUAGAAAAGUGAUAUCAUUUAUAGAAUAUAUAUUAUUGGGUAAAUUGUAGGAUGGAUAAUAAAUAAAUAUUUCUGCAUUAAAGGUAAAUAAAUAGAAAAUUAAUUAAUUUAGAGUACAAUAGAAAUGAUGAUAGUUUGGAUAUUUGAAGAGAAUAAUUUAAGAAGAAUGAUAUGGGUAGAUCCUUAUGGUUCUUUUUAUAUAUUAUAUCAAAUAAUAUGUACUACAAAAUAGUAUUAAAUAGAAUUAGAACAUUCUAAGCAACUGUAAUUAUUGGAGAUAUUUUAGGAAUAUAUUAUCAAGUGUAUUAAAAAUGUUUAUGAAUCCAACAUAUCGUUGGAAAUUUUAAUAAUAAGAAUUCGAAAUUCAAUAAUAAUAUAAUGAUAUUAAAGGAUAUGAAAACUAUGAUAUUUAAACGGCAUAUUCAUAUUUUAUAAUAAAGGUGAUAUUCAUUUUGAAAUUAGAAGUUGAAUUUGACAUAAUGAUGGACAUAUUAUUAUUUUGUACAUUUAAUAAAUCAUUUCUAUUUUGCAUUGAUUAUAGAUCAUAUGCAGAAGUAAUAGAUAAAAGUGAAUUAGCAUAAUUAGAAUAACAUUAAAGUCAUUCAGAUAUUAUUGAAUAUUUUUAAUAAAGACUAAUGCUUAAAUUUGUUCAUAUUUUAGUGAGUAAAAUCUAAACAACUAAACAUAAAGAAUAAAUAGAAAUGUUAAAUGGAUUUAAAGAUUUAAAGUAAAUUCCAUUAAUUUAAGCAUAUCUUUAUUAAUAUGUUGGAGAAUAUUAAAAUCCUGUUUCUAUUUAUUUAAAAUCUAAUAAUAUUUUAGUAUAAAAAUAAGUAUUUAAAUAUUUACAUGAUACACUAAUUUAGAUGGUAAAUAUAAAUAAUAUAUAUUUAGUAUGGUAAAGAGAUGUAUGCAUAAUUAAAUAGUAUAAUUGUAUCAAAAUUACAAGAUCUAAUAAAUUUAGAUAUACAUAAAACAAGAGAAUUAAUUUGUUAAUUUUAAAAAGAUAAUGAACUCUAAGUAAUUGAAAAGUUGAGUCAAAAUAAAUAAUUAUAAUUAAAAUACAUAGAAACAGUAAUUAAAAAAGAUUUAAAUUCUGAAUUCAGUUUAAAUAAUAUUCUAUUAAUUAAACAUAUAGAGGUAUUUAAUUAUUUAUAAAUAUAUAUAGUUAUUAUGUGAAUUAGAACCAGAGAGAGUUUUAUAAUAAUUAUAAAAAAUUAAUUAUCCUUUAGAAGAAGUAUUAGAAAUAUGCAAAAAAUUUUAAAAUACAGAAUCAACUGCUUAUGUUUAUUGUAGAUUAGGUUUUAUUGGAGAUGCUGUAUAAUUAUAGAUUGUGUUAUUAAAAAAUAUGAUAUCUCAAGUGCUUUCUAAAUCUAUUAAUGUAGAUACUGUAGAACCUAUAGAAUAUUAAUAAAUAUAACAUAAAAUGAAUGAAAUUGUUGAAAUAUGUUAAUAUCAUUCAGAUAAUCCAGAAAAAAGUUGGUAUUAUUUUUUAGAUUGUUUAAUUCAAUUAAAUAAUUAAAUUACAAAUACACUAUUGAAUUAAAUUCUUGUUAGAUAAAUUGGAUAAUUAUUUGAAGUAAACAUUUCUUAAUAUCUAGGAUAUAUCUACACAUACUUCUUUAGAUCUAUUUGCAUAAUAAUUAGGAACUAAAUAUAGCAAUAUUAAUAUUAAAGAUUAUAAAGGAAAUUUUAUUAAAUUAGUCAACACUUUCUCAUAUUAACAUUAUUUUAUUUAAAAUGCUAAAUUUAUAGUUUAACGUGUUUUUAACAAUGAAUCAUUAAAUUUUUUGAGAUCUCAUCUUUAAGGAUAUUUUAAGAUUAAUUAUUGCGAUAUUUGCUAAUAAUUAAUUGAUAAAAAAGGAUAUAUGUAUUUAUGUGGUCAUUUUAUACAUUUUGAAUGUUAAUAAAAAGAUCAUCAAACAUGCUCAAAAUGUUUAUAAUCUGAAAGAUUCUUUUUGGAAUACACUGUUUAAAAAUAAAAAGUCAAAAUUAGUAGAAUGAAAAAUGAUUUAUAAAUUAAACAAUCUGAUACCAAAUAAUUAAGUAAUCAUUAUUUUCAAAAUAGAUCAAACAAAUUAAAGAUAAAAAGAUGAUAAAUCUGAACCAGUUUUUAAUAAUUCAGCCAAGCUUAUGAUAUUUGAUUUAGAUAGAGAAUAGAAAUAAAAUUUGAGAAUUGAAUAAGAUAUUGAUAAAUUAAUCAGAGCUAAUAUGUGA